Synchiropus splendidus (mandarinfish) is the source of this 3443-nucleotide messenger RNA. It is a transcript of the gene sptlc2b, whose product is annotated as serine palmitoyltransferase, long chain base subunit 2b. The transcript is spliced from 12 exons. NCBI's taxonomy places the organism in Eukaryota, Metazoa, Chordata, Actinopteri, Syngnathiformes, Callionymidae. Gene Ontology annotation, biological process: sphingosine biosynthetic process; ceramide biosynthetic process. The record is from RefSeq and is a predicted model, not a curated record. The coding region runs from base 114 to 1808 and encodes 564 amino acids. Gene Ontology annotation, cellular component: serine palmitoyltransferase complex. Gene Ontology annotation, molecular function: serine C-palmitoyltransferase activity; pyridoxal phosphate binding.
AUCUUCGUGAAGUGGGCGUCAAACUCCGGCUGUCCCCGGAGCUCCGACGUUACAUCGCCGCUUGAGUGAGUAGAACUUCGCGGAAGCGUGACACACCCGCUCGGCCGGCGACGAUGACGGAGAGCUCCGCGAACAAGCUCAUUAACGGAGGGGGAGACGGUUGCCACAGGACCGCGAAUGGGAAGAAGGCAAACAAAAAUGGCUUCGUAAAGAGCCACUGUCUGCUGGAGCACAAGUACCGUCGCCCCAGGGAGAAGAUCCAAAAUGGGACGCACAACUCGAGCCUGUACAAGAAGCCCUUCGUGCAAUCGUUCGAAGAGACUCCAUUACUGGUGGCUGUGCUCACUUACAUGGGCUACGGCAUCCUUACCGUCUUCGGAUACUUCCGGGAUUUCCUUCGUCACUGGAACAUCGAAAAGUGCAACGUUGCCAAGGAGAGAGAUGAGCAGAAGGAUUUCGUCCCAUUAUAUCAAGAUUUUGAGAAUUUCUACACCAGAAACUUGUACAUGAGAAUCCGGGAUAACUGGAACCGGCCCAUCUGCAGCGUCCCGGGAGCCAAGAUGGACCUGGUGGAGAGAGUCUCCCCUGACUACAAUUGGACCUUUGAACACACAGGCAGGGUGGUGAAGGACGUCAUCAACAUGGGCUCCUACAACUACCUGGGCUUUGCUGAGAACAAAGGGGCCUGUGCUGAUGCGGCGAUAGAAGUCACCGAGAAGUACGGCGUUGGAGUAGCAAGUACACGCUGCGAGAAUGGGAACUUGGACAUUCACGAGGAGCUGGAAGCGUUAGUCGCCAGGUUCCUCGGAGUAGAGUCGUCCAUGGCGUUCGGCAUGGGCUUCGCGACCAAUUCCAUGAACAUUCCCGCCCUGACCGGGAAGGGUUGUCUUAUCCUGAGUGAUGAGCUGAAUCACGCGUCCCUGGUGCUCGGUGCCCGACUGUCAGGAUCCACCAUCCGGGUCUUCAAACACAACAACAUGCAAAGUCUGGAGAAGCUGCUGAGAGAUGCGAUCGUACACGGUCAACCCAGAACGCAUCGGCCCUGGAAGAAGAUUCUGAUCGUGGUUGAGGGGAUUUACAGUAUGGAGGGCUCCAUCGUCCGCCUGCCGGAGGUCAUCGCCCUGAAGAAGCGCUACAAGGCCUACCUUUACCUGGAUGAGGCCCACAGCAUUGGGGCGCUGGGGCCCAACGGCAGAGGAGUGGUGGACUACUUUGGUCUGGAUCCGAAGGAUGUGGACAUCAUGAUGGGAACCUUCACCAAGAGCUUCGGUGCUGCUGGAGGCUACAUUGGAGGCAAAAAGGAGCUGAUCGACUAUCUGCGCAACUAUUCUCACAGCGCUCUCUACGCUGCCUCCAUGUCGCCCCCUGUUGUCCAGCAAAUCAUUUCCUCAAUGAAGAUAAUCAUGGGAGAAGAUGGCACUUCUCUUGGUGCUAAUCGUCUCAGGCAGCUGUCGCAAAACACCAACUACUUCCGGCGAAAACUCCAGGACAUGGGCUUCAUUAUUUACGGAAACGAAGAUUCGCCUGUCGUGCCCAUGAUGCUGUACAUGCCAGCCAAAAUCGGGGCGUUUGGCCGCGAGAUGUUGAAGCGAAACAUCGGCACCGUGGUCGUGGGGUUCCCGGCGACUCCCAUCAUCGAGUCGAGAGCUCGGUUCUGCAUCUCUGCUGCACACACCAGGGAGAUGCUCGACACGGCCUUGGAAGCCAUCAGUGAAGUCGGUGACCUCCUGCAGCUCAAGUACUCCAGACGCGAGCCGCCGCGUCCAUCGCUGGCAUGGGUGUCGGAAGACAGUCACCUUCAGGACUGAAGCUACCCUUCAUGGUUUCCCCUUAAUUCACCUCACUGUGUGUCUUAACUCUCCCCACUUCACCCCGCCGGGCUCCCUAGACCCAAGUCUUCCAAGCUCUCUUUAGAAUCCACACACUCCUGCACCUCCCCUCCCACUGGAGGAAACAUAUCAACCAUGUCUCUGUUUGUUGUUCCAAAACGUGCUCCGAAAAAAUCCGGCUGCUUCUCACUCACGUCCCCCGUGAGCACAUGAAAUGUGCAACUUCUUCGUGCAAUAAUAUCAACAGCAGAAUCUCAAACCACCUCAAACAGAUUCAUUUUUAUGUUUGCAUGAGUCACGACUCGUGCGACCUGAAGACAAGAGAGGCGACAUGACGUUGUUUCUCACAGACUUUACAUGCAAUAUUUGAAAGUGUGUCCUCACCGUGUCUAUUUAUUCCUAAUCACUUGAACAAUGUAGAGUAGAGAUUCCUGAACCCACCAAAGGAAGAGAGAUUUAUUUUAGAAAUAACCAAAAGCGACGACGGCUAAUUCGAGGCUUUGAAACUUGUUUCACAUUUAUGGUCACAAAUGUGCGUCUGAAAAAUGAAACCCAGUACACUGGACUCACUUAUGUAACCGACCUUCAGAUGACUUUUGACUGUAGUAGCAGCGAGUUUUAAUAGUUGACAUGAAAGGAUUUUUUUUAUUGUUCACCUCACCUCAAAUAAUGAAUGUAAAAAAGCGAGGAAAUCAUUUUAUUCUUUCCCAGUUGAGCGUUAAGCACUGAUGCUCUAAACAUUCCAGCAAAGUGGCAUCUUAAAUUUGACUUUUUUUAUUCCACAUCUAUUUAAAGUGCCCUUUAUCAGUCGCAUAAAACACCUUAUUUUUGCUCACAACCAUUUUUUCCGAACUGUUGCAUUUACCUCCUGAAACAUUAUUGCAGGGCUGAUGAAACAGUGUCCUGAUUUUCAGAGGCCACUAGAUGGCGCACUUGGUUUAGAAGUGCCCAAACAUUUUUCAGCAGACAGCGCCCUCUGGUGGCCUCUGAAAAUCAGGACACUGUUUCGUGAAACCUCAUCAACCUUACAAUACCGUGUCAUGAAGCCUCAUCUACCCAUCACAACCUUUGUGACUUCAAAUGUGAACACUUUCCGAUUUAAUGUGCGUAACUACAAAGCCGAAAAAAAGCUAAUUUCACGACUUAUUUCCUGAACAAAUCUUAUCAGGCCUUAUUUGCUGUUUAUUUUUCCCUGCACUGCACUUGUGGAGGCGAGCGUCUCUCACAUUCCUGAGCGAAACAGCAAUAUUUUUUAUCCGUUCCAGUCACUCAAGUGCUUUAGCGCGAACGCGCUCCGUUGGUUUGCUCUGUAUGAAUGACGAUGGCGCUCAUCUGAUAUACAGGCCGCUUUAUUUAUUUAUUUUUUAAAAAGCCUUUAUCUAUAUUUUCAAGAGCUAUUCAGUCUUACAGGCAGCUCCACGCGUGUCACUGUCCGAGGCGUGUCCUUCGUUUUUUUUGUUGUCUUCCUCAUGCGAAAACUACUGAGAGGCAUCCGAAAUGCGCAGAUGAAGUAGUCACUGUCGUGUCACUGUCAUGAAGUGCAUUUGUUUGUAUCAUUCCUGAAAAUGUCUUUUUAAAAAAGUGAUUUUGCUUUUGUUGUCAUUAAAAGAUCAC